AUGUCCAACUCAAAAAAGAGAGCGGCGCCCGACCAGGACGGCGGCAAGGCGAAGAAGAAGAAGAAGGCGUCCCCGUACCAGGUCGACGAGACCCUGCUGAACGAGGAGCUGGGCAUCAACGAGGCCUUCGCCGUCAUGGACAACCAGCUGCUGGCGGACUACACGGCGCAGAAGCUCACGCGGUUCGCGACGGAGCUGAGUCCCGUCGAGGUUUCGGAUUUGUCCAUCUCAGCCAACGCGAUCAAGGACACUACGUCGUGGACGGAGCCGCGGUCCACGCCCAACCUGCCUGCCUUCCUGGAGAAGUUCGCCGAGAAGCCCGAGAAGCUGCCGACGGCGCCGGAGAAGAAGGGCACGCCGCACACCAUCGUCGUCACGGCCGCGGGCCUGCGGGCGGCGGACCUCGUGCGGGCUCUGCGGGGAUUCCAGAACAAGAAGAACACAGUGUCGAAGCUGUUUGCAAAACACAUGAAGGUCGAGGAGCAGGUCAAGUUCCUGCAGACGACGCGGACGGGCAUCGCGGUGGGCACGCCGGCGCGGCUGAUGGAGCUGGCGGACCACGGGGCGCUGUGCCUGGACAAGGUGCAGCGGGUGGUGGUGGACGCGUCGCACAUUGACCAGAAGAAGCGCGGUGUGAUGGACAUGAAGGACACGAUGAUGCCGCUCGCGAGGUGGCUCGCGCGCAAGGAGCUGAAGGAGAGGUACACGGACGAGAAGAGGCAUCUGGACUUGAUGUUUUACUAG
Molecule: messenger RNA, 744 nt
Organism: Colletotrichum karsti
Lineage: Eukaryota; Fungi; Ascomycota; Sordariomycetes; Glomerellales; Glomerellaceae
Exons: 3
Coding region: 1-744 (247 amino acids)
Cellular component (GO): nucleus; 90S preribosome
Source: RefSeq, a predicted model, not a curated record